This is a messenger RNA of Pelobates fuscus (common spadefoot toad), 1693 nucleotides long. RefSeq names its product SPRY domain containing 4 (gene SPRYD4). Gene Ontology annotation, molecular function: protein binding. The transcript has 4 exons. NCBI's taxonomy places the organism in Eukaryota, Metazoa, Chordata, Amphibia, Anura, Pelobatidae. The coding region runs from base 140 to 784 and encodes 214 amino acids. The record is from RefSeq and is a predicted model, not a curated record.
CUACAGAAUUCUGUUAGCCAGGUGACAUAUAUUGGAGGUUGUGUAUAUAAUCAAUUGCAGGGCAAAGUUCUAAAAGUGGAGCACUCAACAGUACAGGACAUUCCAUGUGACGUGUAGGCGGAUUCCAUCCACAUGCAAGAUGGCGUCGCCCAUGAGGGCAGUGAUGUCGGGGAGUCGUGCCCUGCGCUGCUGGAAGGCCAGGGUCUCUCCUCUCACAGGUUACGUCGGUGUCACGUCGAGGAGAGAUAUUUCUUUCCAGCUUGAUGAGAAAACUGCUCACAGCAGUCUUGACUUGUUUAAGAAAAAUACAGGAGUUAUUUAUCGCAUGCUGGGUAUUGACCCUUCCAAGGUCACUCAAAGUCCUGAGCGUUUCAGAGAAUGGGCAGUUGUCCUGGGCGACACUCACAUAGUAAACGGUCGUCAUUAUUGGGAGGUGACAGUGAAACGAUCCCAGGAGUUCCGCAUUGGUGUAGCAGAUGCAGACAUGUCAAGAGAUGAAUGCAUCGGUGUCAAUAACCGUUCUUGGGUCUUUGCUUAUAGCCAUAAAAAGUGGCAUGGUAUGCAGGCAAAUAAAAUAAUUCCGAUUACAAAUAUCGGCCAUCCAAGCAAAGUAGGGCUGCUCCUUGACUAUGAAGGUGGAAAGCUGAGCCUUGUAGACUCUGAUAAAGGCUCUCUAGUCCACACUCUCUCUGCUAAUUUUCGUGGUCCAGUUGUGCCUGCAUUCGCCCUUUGGGAUGGAGAACUUCUCACUCAUUCAAACUUGGAUGUACCUGAUUAUCUCUGAAACAAUUAAGUGUUAAUGCAAAGUGCCUCUCCAGCCACCAUCUUGUUUUUGCAGUGUGAUUUCACAAUACAUAUUAUUUACUGAGUAUAGGUAAUAUAUAAUGCUUCCAUGAUGUGUAUACCAUACAAACGUUUCUUUAUGCUUUAAUGACUUUAUGAUCUUAAUGCAAUGUCAACACAAACUGCCAAAGAUACAUAUACAGCAUUCAAUGAAAAUCUUUCAGUGGUUUUCUCAAUGUGAUUUUUUUUUUUUCUCUCACAUGAUAAAUACAUGUCCCUUUAAUUUUAAUACAGCUACACUUGACGCUACACCAUUAAAUAUUGCUAUAUAGCUAUAUAAAAAAAAAAGAAUCUCGAUGAAAGUUGCUAAUGUGUAUUCUAGAUUUACUAGUAUAUGUAUCUUCCAAAACUAAUUGCAUCUGAAAGAAUAUUUUAGUAAAUAUGCAGCGUUUGCAAUUUCAAAUAUAUUUUGCAUCGUUUUUCAGUUGUUUGAAGUAGCGCCAACUGUAGUGGUUUCCUUGUUUAUGGGGUACAACUGGUACAAUUCUCAGUCUACUUGACAGAUCACCUGAGUUGGUGUAAGAAUAACCUGCAACACUGUACUGUUGAGUGCAUUAGAAGACAAGAAUAAGGAAACGGUUUUGAGAAAAGCCUAUCUAGGCUUUGAGUGUGUUCUUACUACAUUGAACGUAUGUAGUAAACAUAGUGAUUGAAAGCGAUUUUCAUGAUUCUAAACGUGCAGGAACAUGCAUUGUAUGUUUAAUGCUUGCAUAGUUUUGUUUCUUGUGCACAAUGGGGGUGGGGGUAUAGAUAUUCUGACUUUAUAAACUAUUGCAAUAAUAUCAAACGUGCAAUCACACAAUCUGUAUUUGAGAAUUUUGGAAAACAAAUAUCUGCUUUAAGCAAAUCA